Aspergillus nidulans FGSC A4 is the source of this 1299-nucleotide messenger RNA. Its product is annotated as serine/threonine-protein phosphatase 2A activator. Gene Ontology annotation, molecular function: phosphatase activator activity; peptidyl-prolyl cis-trans isomerase activity; protein phosphatase regulator activity. NCBI's taxonomy places the organism in Eukaryota, Fungi, Ascomycota, Eurotiomycetes, Eurotiales, Aspergillaceae. The transcript has 4 exons. The coding region runs from base 1 to 1299 and encodes 432 amino acids. Gene Ontology annotation, biological process: regulation of transcription by RNA polymerase II; mitotic spindle organization; autophagy. Gene Ontology annotation, cellular component: nucleus; chromatin; cytoplasm. The record is from RefSeq and is a predicted model, not a curated record.
AUGGACACCUCGCAAGUCCGCAUACUCCCCAAGCUCGACAUCUCAGCAGGGCACAACUUCACUAAACCCAGCAAGCGGAUCAACGAAAGUCAAGAUGUAGCUGAAUUUCUAUCGUCAAAAGCUUACGUCGAUCUCAUGACCUUCCUCCUCCAGCUCAACCGCUCUCUAUUUCCGACAAAACUACCCGAUGGGCGGGUCCUAACUUGGGAGCUGAACAGCGAAGCCGUUGAAUACUCUGCGCCUGUGCGUCAGCUCCAGCAACUGCUCUCCAAACUCGAAGCGAUCCUCGACGAAGCGCCCCCCGACACUGGUCCGCGCAGGUUCGGCAAUAUUAGUUUCCGAAGAUGGUACGAGAUGGUUGAGAGUCGUGCUGCAAGUCUCUUGGAGGAGUGUCUGUCAAAGGAAAUUCUACAGAUGCCUUCAUCUGAUCCUGGUGCGCCGACGGCGGAGGUUGAGCUGCUGGCAUACUUUUUAGGGAGUUGGGGGAGUCCACAAAGGCUGGACUAUGGAACGGGGCAUGAACUGAGCUUUCUCGCCUUCCUGGCGGGUAUUUGGAAACUGCAUGGUUUUCCCGAGAAUAGCCCAGGUGUGGAGGAGAGGGCGAUCGUCUUGGGUGUGAUACAGCCAUAUCUGGAACUUGUCCGAACCAUUAUUAAGCGUUAUACCCUGGAACCCGCCGGUUCGCACGGCGUCUGGGGUCUAGACGACCACUCAUUCAUCCCGUACAUCUUCGGCUCUGCACAAUUGGCGCCCGCAAUCUCAGAAUCAGACCGCAUCCCGGAAGAAGGCUCGUUAUCCGAUGCACCUGCACCAGGUGGUGUCACUAAAGCAAAUGUGGUGGAACGAGAAAGGAAACACAACCUGUACUUCUCCGCAAUUGGCUUUAUCUACGACGUCAAGCGCGGCCCAUUCUGGGAGCAUAGCCCUAUGCUCUACGAUAUAUCCGGCAUUCAGGCUGGGUGGGCUAAGAUCAACAAGGGCAUGAUCAAGAUGUACAACGCCGAAGUACUCUCUAAGUUCCCAGUAGUCCAGCACUUUCCCUUCGGGUCAUUGUUCAGCUGGGAGCGUGACCCCAACGCUCCUUCUCCGGCAGCGGAUGCUCAUAUCGCCGCGACAACGCGGAGAACAGAUGAGGCAUCUACGAGCUCCUACCUUUACAGUCCCAAGUACAUCAAGGCAACAUCCUGGUCCUAUGGCUCCUACAAGGGCGCCUUGGGCAACAUCUCAACCAGGUGGACCGGCUCCCCCUGGCGAUUCUACGUCUGCAGGCCAUAUGCCAACGAAAGCUCCGUGGGCUAA